UUGGGUGUGCUGUACUCCUCCAGGAACACCAGCUGCAGGAGAAUCUAUUGUUUUGUGCUCAGAUGAACUGAACGUUUUGCAAUGAUCCUCCACUAAAUGAAGGCAGUUUCCUGAGCAGUGUGUUAGACGUCAUUCCCUGGGCAGCGUGAAUGAAGGAGCCUACUUCUGAAGAGAGAAACAGAAAUUUCAGGGAAGAGGCUUUGGAGACACAUAAGCCAGAAAACAUGAUCCAACGGCAGCAGGUGAUCCGAAUCACCUACCUGAUCACAGCCCUGGACCUGACUUUCCUGUUCAUGCAGACUGGAAUCAUUCCAUACUUGGCGAAGAGCCUGGGUCUGGAUUCAGUUGACUUUGGCUACCUUCAGACAAUCUUUGGUGUGCUCCAGCUUCUGGGAGGUCCUGUUUUUGGAAGGUUUGCUGACCAGUUUGGUGCUCGGGCUGCAUUAACGCUUUCAUCCUUUGCUGGAUUUAUCUUAUUCCUGCUGCUGUCUGUCUCCACCAGCACCCCACUUCUCUUCCUGUCCAGAAUUCCAGCCAUAUUCAUGCAUGGGCUUCCAGGUGCCCAGAUGGUCGUUACAGAUCUGACUCCUCCUCCUCAGCGUGCAGAGGCAUUAGGGAAGCUUGGCCUUUGUUUUGGGGUAGGAAUGAUCAUUGGAUCCUCACUGGGUGGAACUCUUGCCACAAAAUUUGGCAUUUACUUUCCUUCAUACAUUGCACUAGUGGGAAGUCUCAUAAACACAGUGAUAGUAAUGACCUGCAUUCCUGCUCACACGAAGCCAAAGUCAGAAGGACGUGCCAUGCAGCCAAAUGCAUCACAGUCUGGUAGUGUGUUUAGCUUCAGAGAAAUCCUACGCCUGCUGAAGCUUCCAGGAGUAAUGGAAGUUUUCAUAAUCAAGGUCCUUUCUGGACUUCCUACAGGUUUGUUCCUGAUUAUGUUCUCCAUCAUCUCUAUGGAUUUCUUUGGACUGGAGGCAGCAGAGUCUGGGUAUCUCCUGGCAUAUUUUGGUGUUCUUCAAAUGGUGAUCCAGGGCCUGGUAAUUGGAAGGCUAACUAGUUACUACACAGAGCGUACCCUACUCAUGUUGGGCGUUGUCGUUUUUGGUGGCGUGGGGCUAGCCUUGGCUCUGAUGACCAACGUGUUCCAUUACUGCAUCAUCUCUCUCCCCAUGGUGUUUGCAUUCUGCACUGUGGGCAUCAUCACAGACAGCAUUCUCACCAAGGCCGUUCCCACUUCAGACACCGGUUAUGUUAGAUACUCAGUCAUCACAUUAUUGGAAAGGAAGGGUGAAGAGGCUGAAGGGGUUUCUAAGCAUCAAGCUAACCUCAGCUGGAGCUCCAAGCCUUGCUGUAGUGAAAGAAGACUCCCAAAGAAGAAGAGCCAACUACUAUGUAUCCAGCCAUCUCAGAAGAACAUCUACAAUCUGGAUUGCAGUUGGAUACAGUUGCCUACCCGUUUUGGUGCCAUGCUUGGGAUAUGUGCAUCAGUUCAUCCCCUGAUGCGGACUGUGGGCCCAACAAUAGGUGGACUUUUGUACAAACAAUUUGGAGUCUCAUCCUUUGGUUACUUGCAGCUGGCUGUCAACCUAGUUCUGUUUUUGUAUCUUUCAAAGAAUAAAAUCCCUCCUAAAGAGGAAAAAGUUCAAUAAUUCAGGUUACACAGAAUGUUAUCCUUUUGUCCACAAAAAUUAAAAAGCACUUAAAAAAAAAACCCAUAUAUGAGUGUAUUUUGACUGCAGCAACCAAGAUUGAAAAUAAAAUACAUUAAACCACUGCUUCAUAUUUCUGCAGUGGAUAUACUUAGAAAGCUACUGCUUACAAAGCCUUGCAAUAAUUCAUGGAGCUGACAGAUUGCAGAUGCUCCAGAGCCUUCACAGAUGAAAAAGUCAUUUGUAAUUGUAUAGCAAGCACUUAACAGACAGAACUGGACCAUCAGCUGUUGUUAAUCAGGAUACCUCCACUGAAGUCAAUGGGGCUACACGGAUGGAUAGCAACUGGAAAUCCCCUCCCCUCCACUUCUCUCUGUUGUAAUCAGUGCCUCCAUGAGGCCCAUAUGGCAAAUGUUAGUGACAAAAGAUAUCAGAACCAAUGAUUCCAUUCAGUUUACCAAUAGACACAGGCAUCAUCUCUUGCACUACUAGUGUGGAGGUAAAGGCACAUUGGCCAAGAUUUUCAGGGGAAGUGUCCCUACUAUUGGUUCCCUAAAUCCAUACUUAAACCAUGCGGCAUAUAUAGUUUAUAUAGCAUUUUGCACAAAAAGAUAUAAGUGGAGAAAGCAUUUAUGACUUAAUGCUAAGCCAGCAUCUGGUAAUCUGUAAUAAAACACAGCUUUUUAUUUAGAUGUGUGUAGUAUACAAGGGCUGUACAUGUUGCUUUUUCAUGUGGCAUAUAAAAACCUCACUAGAGGAGGGAAGGCAGGCAGCCUAAAAUGCAGUAAUACAAGGCAGAGGGGAAGAAACAAGCCGGGGUGGAGCAGAAGACAAGGAAACAGUACUUUAUCCUACUUCAGUAUUCAGACAUCUCUAUACAUGUUUCUCUCCACCUACCAUCCAUACACAGGUAGAGAACUAGGUCUUUCUUCUGUACAUCCCAAGAGAUGACAUCUACAAGCCAGCUUCACCCAGCAAAAUUACUUACCCAGGCCUUGACUCACACUUGACUUCACUAGUCCUCUUGGUUUUGCACAACCAUAUUCUUUCCCAGGACCCUGGUUUUGUCCGCCCCUUUUUGUUAAACUCAUUUCUGCUUACAUUGCUUUUGGUUGCUACAUGCUGUUUUUAUUACUUGUAAUUCCCUGCAAUGCCCUCAAGCAAGAAUUGAAGCAAGUCAUUUUAGCUGGUUAACAAUUUCAGGUUCAGUUGCCUACUACUGGCCUGAAGAUCUUGCAUUCAAGUCAGCUUUUAGUGCUGAUUGCUUCCCCUGCACCACCCCAUCCUUAUACCCCGCUUUCCCAGCAUUGUAGCUGUAGAGGCUAUCAUUUUAUGUUAACAGAAUUGGUGAUGAGUUAAGUCUUGUAAGAUUUUACUUCAGUACACCCAAAAGUUCUUCAAGCCCUUAGAUUAUGUAUGUGUUAAGAGCAAACAAUCCAAUGGCAAUUCCAGCUUUUGCAUUAAAAUUGGAAACACCUGA
This is a messenger RNA of Alligator mississippiensis (American alligator), 3126 nucleotides long. It is a transcript of the gene SLC67A1, whose product is annotated as solute carrier family 22 member 18. The transcript is spliced from 12 exons. The record is from RefSeq and is a predicted model, not a curated record. NCBI's taxonomy places the organism in Eukaryota, Metazoa, Chordata, Crocodylia, Alligatoridae. Gene Ontology annotation, biological process: transmembrane transport. Gene Ontology annotation, molecular function: transmembrane transporter activity. The coding region runs from base 150 to 1646 and encodes 498 amino acids.